This is a messenger RNA of Letharia lupina, 2937 nucleotides long. RefSeq lists its product as uncharacterized. Gene Ontology annotation, biological process: peptidyl-serine phosphorylation; intracellular signal transduction. The coding region runs from base 1 to 2937 and encodes 978 amino acids. The transcript has 4 exons. The record is from RefSeq and is a predicted model, not a curated record. NCBI's taxonomy places the organism in Eukaryota, Fungi, Ascomycota, Lecanoromycetes, Lecanorales, Parmeliaceae. Gene Ontology annotation, molecular function: protein serine/threonine kinase activity; ATP binding.
AUGCUCGAUAACCACGACGGCGCUGCCGAUCGAUUCGCUAUCAACGAGACAUCUUUGGAUGGAUGUAGCAUGGAAGACGGCGACGAGCGAUCGGGAAUGGCAGAGAGGAUGCGACGCCAUGGCUCGAGGUUCCUUUCCAUCGUAGGCUUACAGAGGAGCAGUGACAUGCGGAAUACCAAGCACUCGUCACUUCACCCAAGUGAGCGAGAGGUUGCUCUGACUAUCGUCAAGAAUGCUGCAACUUCCUCGACCUCGACGGCAGCUCGUAGCCAAAACCUUAGUCCUCUGGGCCUGUCGGAGUCACCUUCUGGCAAGAGAAUUCCUACUCCUAUGCUGCCAGACCAGUCACAGACUCGGCUCUUGCCCUUGAUUGAGACUGAAAUAGCCCAAGCGAGUGUUGCUGACGAACCUUGGGCAUCGUACAAGCUGGCUCAGUCUUAUCUGGUCCCGGAUGACACCCACAUCAAGCGUAAAGAGCCAGGGCUCCGGAAAAGUAAAUCUAAUUCAGGCUUUGCUCACCAGCUCUCUCAUAAGCUGUCUGCCACUUUUGGAAACCCUACAAUAAUCCACCGCCCGAACCUUCGCACGAGGCCAAGCCUCCUCUCAAUGCAUGAAGACCUUCCUCAAGAACCUGGUGCUCAAAGUGACCAGGAGCUUAGCCCUCAGGUGAGCACUGCGCCUUCGAGUUACAACUAUAGUGGCAGUGUAUCCGUAGGUGAUCCAUCUACCGGCAAGACCUCCCUUGAGUCAAACGUCGCCUCUUUGCGUUCUACCAAAGCUCCGGACGGCAACGAAAGACCUAGUGAUACAGCAAAUCUCGCCACUGCAGAGAAAAUCGCACAUGAAAAGCCACUGACCCCAAUUCAAGAAGCACCGCCAGUCAUUAAUCCCACUGUGGUCACCGUAGAGACAACAGCGAAUGCCAAGAUCUUCUUCGAGACUCAUUUCAAUUCAUUGUUAGCAGGUCAUACGAGUCCGCGCUCGAUGAGACGGAAUGAUCUCGAAUUUCGUCUAGAAUCUCAGUCAAUGUCCGAAGAGCAACGCCAACAAGAGCGUUCCGCAUGGGCAGCCCAUGAGAGUGAGCAUCUUCGGCAGACUCGUGUAUUGAAAAGCAAAACCAAUGAGGUAAGCAAAGGCUCGGGUUCGGGCGUUGCUGUUGCCGGCUACGAAGUGGUCAGAAUCCUUGGGAAAGGCAGUUUUGGGGUUGUUAGACUUGUGCGUGAGAAAAUUGACACAGUUUCGGCCCCUCAACCGGUGCCAGCUAUGACCAGUUGGAGACAAUCGCCACGCGAAGAAUUGAAUAACUUAAGGGCGACUGCCAUAGAAGCCUUGAAAUCCACUCUAGACGGCCCGAGAAGUUCUCAUCGAUGGGGUUCCAGGACGCCGCGAAAAGAAGUUUACGCAAUGAAGGUUAUUCGUAAAUCUGAUAUGCUCCGGAACUGUCAAGAGGGUCAUUUGCGUGCCGAGCGGGAUUUCCUUGUUGCUUCUGAGAAGUCUAGAUGGGUUGUGCCCCUCGUUUCCAGCUUCCAAGACAGCACCAACCUCUACUUGGUAAUGGAAUACAUGGUCGGGGGUGACUUCUUGGGCCUACUGUUUCGCAAGGAUAUCUUGAAAGAAAGGCACGCAAGAUGGUACAUAGCAGAAAUGAUUCUCUGUGUUGAAGAAGCUCACCGACUCCGAUGGAUUCAUCGAGAUGUCAAACCGGACAACUUCUUGAUAUCCGCAUCUGGUCACCUAAAAAUAUCGGAUUUUGGCCUUGCGUUCGACGGUCAUUGGGCACACGACCAACGGUACUUCAAGAACCAUCGACAAUCCUUGAUGGAGAAACUAGGCAUCGAGGUCAAGGGUGACUCUCAAGACAAAGAAGAAGAUGCUCUGAAAGAAGUCAAGACCAAUUUGGCUGAUAUUCUCACGGGCCGGGGAGCACGGCACGAAAAGCCACAGGUCGAUGGCCCAAGCGAGCACGAAUCAAUACUGCAGUGGAGGAAUCGCCAUGGCAAGCGGAGAUUGGCCGGAAGCGUAGUUGGGACGAGUCAGUACAUGGCCCCGGAGGUAAUCCGUGGCGACCCAUAUGAUGGGCGUUGUGAUUGGUGGAGCAUUGGUAUCAUACUUUACGAGUGUCUGUACGGCUUCACACCUUUUGUCUGCGAAAAAAGAGAAGACACCAAGGCCAAGAUAUUAGACAACGCGAAAACAUUAAUAUUUCCUGACGAGCGAGAGGUGGAUAGAAAAGAGAAGGUGUCUUUUGAUGCCAUGGAGCUCAUCAACAGCCUCUUACAGGAAAAGGAGCAUCGACUUUGCUCGAAGAAGUAUCGGCUCAAUGAUUACCAGCAUUCGAAACGCACUCCAGGUCAACUGAUAGCAAGACGUGCAGAUCCACAUGCGCAAGACUAUAAAGGUAACUAUGUCUAUCCAGACGAUGCGGCUGAUAUCAAAGCCCAUUCUUUCUUUCGUCGUAUCUCCUGGGAUCGACUACACUUGACAAGACCCCCUUUCGUUCCCGAUGUAAGUGGCCGCGACGAUACCAAAUACUUUGAUGAAGAAGAGCCGAUCAGCGAUGUCGAUGAUGCGGCUAGUCAAUCUGACCCGCGUGACGCCUCGGAUGAGGAAAUGCGUGAUGCUGUUCUCGGCACAGCUCGUAUGACACAGGUUGAUGGCGCACAAGGUCAGGACAAUCUUCUCCCGAACCCUGCUUACCCUGCUCGCGCUGGGAAAGACCAGGCUGGCGGUAGAAAGGACGAAGCAGGCAAAGUAAAAGAAAAGAAAAGGCCGCGAGAUCGGGUCCUCAGGGACAAAGAUUUGGGCAGAAAAGUCCUCGAAAUUCGGAAGAAGGGAGCUUUCCUUGGUUACACGUACCGCAGGCCCAGGCUUGUCUCAUUCGAGGAAGAGCGUGGACGGCAGCGUGGUGCAAGGAGCAUGAUACCUAGCUUUGACUGA